Zophobas morio is the source of this 1819-nucleotide messenger RNA. RefSeq lists its product as uncharacterized. NCBI's taxonomy places the organism in Eukaryota, Metazoa, Arthropoda, Insecta, Coleoptera, Tenebrionidae. The coding region runs from base 8 to 1186 and encodes 392 amino acids. The record is from RefSeq and is a predicted model, not a curated record. The transcript has 8 exons.
GCUAACUAUGGGUGUGUGGCAUAUAAUUUUGACUGUGGUGUUAACUUUCAAACAGGCAUUGGCUUUACCAAAUCCAGUGCAGAUCAACGAAUUGCAAGAUGGACACGUAUAUCAAGGUAGCGACAUUGAAAGCGAAGAAAUGAAUUUGAAUAUUCUCAUAUGUUCAUUUAACCGUUUAAACUUCCAAAUAGUCAACCAAAACGGAUAUUCUCGCAAAUAUAUUGACAAAAUUAAAGAAAACAAUAGUUGUCAAGUUUACAAAAUUUCAUCAUCUGAUAACGCCGUCGUCAUUUCGAGAAAUGAUACAGUUUUAAAGAAGUUUAAACGGUCUACUAUGAAAAGAUUUUCCAUCAAGAGUUAUUCAACCGAUACAGUUUGGACGAUUUUAAGUUUGUGUUCGGAUAAUUUGGGCAGGAAACGUCUAUGCAGGGUUAAUUGUCCACCAGGUGUUUGCAAAGAUAUGGGUAGCAGUAAAAAUUUAGACAAACCUAUUCAUAAUGAGACAACAACUUUCGGUAUUUCCAAAAAAAUAUAUUCAUUCCAGUCCAGUAUAGCAAGCUUAUUGCACCCAGAUAAUGAUCAGCGUUUUCGUUUCUUCAAGGGUGCUCAAAUUAACGUUAAAGAAAAAAAUAUCACCUUCACCACGUGCAACUGCAAACAUCUGGAUUUUGAGUUCCUCCAAAGAGACGGUGACCCGAAGCAUUACCAUGUGAAAAAUCGAAAGGCAGAAUGUCAAGAAUAUCAGAUUGUGUCCAUUUAUGGCAAAGUUCAAGUUCAUACAGAAAAUGAGAAAACAGAAACUGUAAACAUAGACAGUUUUCUGGAAGAAAUUGUGUUAAAAUGUUAUUCAAACGAAACUCGGUGGAGGAUUUCGGAAGAUUGUUCUUCCUCUUCUCCAGGACGCUCAUGUCAAAUAAACUGCCUUACUCGUAACUGCCAGGAGACUGCAGAGGACAUCACCUUCAAAAACAGUGAUAAGCUCUACAAAACUAUAAUACCACAAGUAAAAUAUGUCAAGAAGCUGGAACAACCACCUUCCGUUCCACUGGUUACCAUAAGCUUCGAGCUGUUACUAGUAAUUGUAGCGGUUGUGAUUCUCACAGGGUUUGUGAUAAUGAUGUAUCACUUCAGACGCGUAGAUAGAGAGUUACAAGAGGCAACGAAUUCUAGGCAACGUCUAGUUUGAUUAAAGAUUGUAUAUGCGUUUAAUUUGUAUAUUUCUCGAAUUUGAUAACGUUUAUCGUUUCAUUAAGUUAAGUUAGGUAUAGGUUUUACGGUCAUUUGGACCCAUGCUUCUAACAUUAUCAGUUUUUUCAGAAAUUAUUGUUUUAUAACGCGAUUGACAAUUUUAUUGCAGAUCUUUCGUGGUAAGUUAUGUUGUAAAUUUAAUAGCUUUUGUGUCUUGUAAAUUCAGGAACUAUAACUCCCACUACCGUGUCGUAUUAGUCCAUGGGUCCCUACUUUCCUAGGCGUAAAAUCCUUGUUUAAUACAGCAGAAUAGGUAUUUUUAAAAAUAUAUUCUGAUCUGUAUAUUAAAAAAAAAUAAUUUAUGAAACAUGAACCUACAUAUAUAAUAUUUGAUUUACGUAUAUUAUAUAUAGCUUUUAUAAAAAAAUGUGGUACAAAACGACAAUGCUCAGCGGAUACCACAAUAAAAAUACAAACCGCUGCAGAUUUAAAAUUAUUUCGACAAUUAGUUUUAAGUAGUACGUAAGUUAUUGUUGUGUAGAACUUUAGAGGCUUUUUUAUAGUGUAUGUUAACAUAGUUUGAGCAACUAGGACUGAUAUUAUAGUUUUAUAUUAAAGUUUACGACUGAAA